Messenger RNA from Tachyglossus aculeatus (Australian echidna), 2169 nucleotides. RefSeq names its product vegetative cell wall protein gp1-like. Lineage: Eukaryota; Metazoa; Chordata; Mammalia; Monotremata; Tachyglossidae. The coding region runs from base 1 to 2169 and encodes 722 amino acids. The record is from RefSeq and is a predicted model, not a curated record. The transcript is spliced from 10 exons.
AUGGGGGGGGGGCGUCCGCUGACCACCUGCCCGCUGGAGCAGCUGGAGCACCAACACGACCAGGCUACUUGCCUGGUGUCCAGGAAGGAUCGCCCACCCCCUCUGCGGGCUUGUGUUCGAGGACACCUCUCCUCUGGGGGUUUAACUGGAUUUGGCUUGGCUCCGGAUGCAGCCGGUGGCUGCGGAGUAACUCCCGAGGACCCCCUGCUCCCAGACAUACGGGAUGGAGACGGUCACCCCUCUCUGGACUCCGAAGCACGGGCUGGGCGGCUGCUCUGCCAGGAGGCCUCCGGAGGGCACGGCCUGACGAGCUGGGACGAAGCGGUGCAGGAGCCAGUCGGAGAAUCCAGCCCAUGGGUCCACUUGGCCCAGCCCCACUACGAGGGUCCAGGGGGGCUUGGGGAGCCUGACAACUGGAAGGCCGGGCCUUCAGAGGGUGACCAUGGAUGUCCCCCCACCUGUCAGCGGGCAAAGGGCCCCGAGUCCCCUUGUGCGGCCUGGUCCCCGACGAGGCCUGAAGCGGGUCAAGGCGUGUCACCACCGCAGUGCCCAGGGCCGAGGCCCCAGCGGGGCCGCCCCUGUCCGGCCCAGCCGGCCCGGUGCCAGGCCUCGGCGGUGGCACGAAGCCACCGGGGCCGCCGGGCUCAGGCCGGGCCCGCCCCCUCCCUCUGCCCGGCUCGGCGGCCACAAGUGCGGGGGCUUCACCAGCCCCCGCCCGCUCCUUCCCUGCCCUCGGCCCGCGCUGCCCCAGAAAGGCCCGGACACGAUACCGACGCCCCCCCUCAACCCGGGGGCGUCGGCGACCCCCGACCCGGCCCCCAAAACUGCCACGACCCCCGACACAUCCCCCAAAACGGCCACGACCCCCGAUACAAACCCCUAAAACGGCCACGACCCCCGACACAUCCUCCUCUAAACGACCACGACCUCCCACCCGUUCCCCUCAAAACGGCCCCGACUCCCGCCCCGUCCCAUUCCAAACGGCCACGACCCCCCCACGACCCCCGCCCCGUCCCCCCCAAAACGACCACGACCUCCGACCCGUCCUCCUCAAUACGGCCACGACCCCCGCCCCGUCCCCCCCAAAACGGCCACGACCCCCGACAACAUCCCCCUCGAAACGACCACGACCCCCGACCCGUCCUCCUCAAUACGGCCACGACCCCCCGCCCCGUCCCCCCCAAAACGGCCACGACCCCCGACAACAUCCCCCUCGAAACGACCACGACCCCCGACCCGUCCCCCCCAAAACGGCCACGACCCCCGCCCCGUUCCCCCCAAAACGACCACGACCCCCGACACAUCCCCCUCCAAACGGCCACGACCCCCGACACAUCCCCCUCCAAACGGCCACGACCUCCGAACCGUCCCCCCCAAAACGACCACGACCCCCGACCCGUCCUCCCCAAAACGACCACAACCGCCGUAAUGUCCCCCCCCAAAGCGACCACAACCCCGACGGCCACGACCCCCGACCCGUCCCCUGAAAACGACGACGCCCCCCGUGAUGUCCCCCCCAAAACGGCCACGACCCCCGUGACGUCCCCCGGCGCAGCGCUUACCGUGGUCGGGGGCUUCAGCGCGGAUGGGCGGCGGGCCGGGGGCGGGCCACGGGGCGGGGGGCCGGCGGGUCCCUAUGGGGCCCGGGGCGGCCCCCCGGGGGUCGGGCGGGGUCCCGGCCCCGUCCCCAUCUCCAUCCCCCCGCGGGGCCCGGCUCGCCCCGGAGGCCCCCCGGGCGGCGGCGGCUCAUGGGCGGCCCAUGGGAUGCCGGGAAGGGAGGAGGGAUGCCGGGAAGGAGGGAUGGAGGGAGGGCGAGCAGCGGCGCGGAGGAUGCGCUCCGCGGCCCCGGUCCCGGCCCGACUGACAGGCGCGAGCCGCCGCCGCCUCCGCCGCCGGCGGCGCCUCCUCCCGCUCGGCCAAUCAGCGCCCGCCCCGAACCCGUUGCCGGGGCGACGCGCCGCCGCGGGCCGCGAGGGGCGGGGCCGCCCGGCGCCACGUGGGAUUUUCGCGGCAAAAUUCAAAGGACCGAACGGCGCCCCCCGGCGGCCGGACCGCCGGGGCCCCGUGGGAGAGGCCGACUGCGCAGGCGCCAGCGGGGAGGGGCGUGGCCUGCCCUGGUGGCCACAUUGCUUCUCGGGAGUGGGGGGCCGCAGCCUGAUGGAUUCUUGA